UCUUUUGCAAAGAAAUCGUCGACGCCCAUGUGCGACACGUGUUUUAAAAAUCUCAAGAAAAAAACGGAGAAAACUCGAUACUGCCAUAAAUGCCAAGAGCCGCUGGAUCUCGAGUUCAUUGUUAUACGUGGACUCCGCUAUCACCCAAAACAUUUUCUCUGCGCCGCACCUGAUUGCAAGCGCGUGCUCGACCACUCGGCACAGGAGAAGGAUAAUCUGCUAUACUGCAAAAGUUGUUAUCACAAAAUCACAGUGCUUCCCACAUGUGCUGCCUGCCGGCGGGUUAUCGAGGGCCCCUCGCGGUCGGCGCUGGGAAAACACUGGCACCCCGAGCAUCUCGUUUGCAAAAAGUGCGACAUGCCGUUGUUGGGAAUGCUUGUGUACGAGCACAAAGGGAACGCCUACUGUUUGACUCACUUCACUGAGGUAGCUGGAGACGUCUGCUCUUUUUGCCUUGCACCAAUCAUGACCCAUAAAAAAAUAAAAGCUCUCGAUAAGUAUUGGUGUAAAGACCACUUCACAUGUUUCGCAUGCGAUAAACCUUUAGAAAAGUUUUUCGGAGUCGAUUUUCGGUUGUACUGUGAAGAGUGCUUCCUCGAAUUACCUGAUAAAGUCCGGAAGCAACUGGACCAGUUGGAAGCUUUAGAAAAAAAAUAUCAAAAACAAAAAAAGAAAUCUCGAGCAAAAUAUUAUGAAAAGUACGGCCUUGAGAAAUAA
Messenger RNA from Zophobas morio, 717 nucleotides. Its product is annotated as LIM and senescent cell antigen-like-containing domain protein 1. Lineage: Eukaryota; Metazoa; Arthropoda; Insecta; Coleoptera; Tenebrionidae. The transcript is spliced from 7 exons. Gene Ontology annotation, biological process: cell-cell adhesion; positive regulation of integrin-mediated signaling pathway; positive regulation of substrate adhesion-dependent cell spreading. Gene Ontology annotation, cellular component: cell-cell junction; cytoplasm; focal adhesion. The record is from RefSeq and is a predicted model, not a curated record. The coding region runs from base 28 to 717 and encodes 229 amino acids.